GUGUUGCUCAUUGAAAAAAAGCACUAAAUUUCAUAUAAAAAUAGUUGAUAAAAUCGAAAACGAUUUUUCGCACAUGAGCCCCUUUUGCGUAGACCAGGACACAAAAAAAAAUUACCUUCGAAAAUCUGAAUGAGAAAUUACUACUUAGGUACUUGUGAUAGAUCAAAAAAUAUUUUCAAAGUCGCAAAAUAUGAAAAUGAUUCCAUUUGUUCAAUUGGAUCUCGAAGAUGACCUUCCCCAUCCCCUUCAAUCACUUAUAGAAAAUUUGCAAAAUGGUUUACUUUUCAAUAAAUUAUACGAAAGCAACAUUGUAACUAUGCAAAAAUGGACUUCUGCAGAUUAAUAUGUACGUAUAUUACGUUUAAAAGAGGAACCUUUCCAAUUGUUCCGCAUUUCAUCAAACCUCGCGAAUAAAUUAUGCAUUUUUCAAAAUGACACUGGAUCGGUGAAUCAAAAUUUUCAUGUUGUUUUCAUCGAACAAAUGAAUGAAUUGCAUACCGCUUGUGAGCCUCGAAAAAUUCGUUUUUUUUCAAAAAAGAUGCGUAGGCUGGUCACUUCCGCUAUGCAAACCAAGAAUAAUUAAUUCAAGCCGUGUGCGAAAAAUAUAGUUCAAGGCUCUCAAAAUGGUAAUCAUAUCAAACCUAUAUACUAAGUAAAUAUGCACCCAUAUAGCUACUUACAUAUAAAACAUUAAGCAUUUGACAAAUUAAGGAUCGAAUAACGCUUAUUGUGCUUAAACUCGACAGCUUUGUUUGCUUUUUUGUUCGCGGUGUUUUUUUUAUCAUUUUAAAAUAUGGCCGAAGAAUCGCAAAUUGCUCAGUUUUACGCCUUCAAAAAAAUCCUUAUCACUGGAGCGACUGGAUUCAUGGGAAAAGUAUUAGUAUGGAAAUUAUUAAACAGCUGCCCUCAGUUGGAUACGAUUUUUGUGCUGAUGCGAACAAAAUAUGGAAAAACUUCUUUGUCUCGUAGAGCAGAAUUCUUCAACUCACCGGUUUUCGAAAAUUUCAAAAAAAAUAAUCCUAAAAUAUUAGAAAAAGUUGUACUUAUAGCCGGAGAUGUGGGGGAAGACGGCUUAGGAUUAUCGGACAAAGAUCGAGAUAUGCUGAUUGACCAAGUAUCGAUUGUAAUCCAUAGUGCUGCCCUUUUAAAAAUGAACGCAGAUUUACGAACAGCAAUUAAUGUAAAUACCGUCGGAACCGUAAGAAUGCUCGAAUUGGCGCAACAGAUGAAGAAACUCGAGUCAUUUGUUUGCAUAUCCACUGCAUAUUGUUGUUGUGAGAAUACAACAGUGAAUGAAAAAAUGUAUUCUUCGAAAUAUAAUCCGAAAAUGAUUAUGAAUCUCGUUCAAUGGAUGGAACCAAAGUUGUUGGAUAGCAUUACACCUAGUUUGAUUCAUCCUUUGCCAAACACAUACACGUUUAGUAAACGAUUAACCGAAUCUCUACUGCGUAAUUACGAAUCCACAGUUCCGAUUAUUGUAGCCAGGCCAAGUAUAGUCGCGCCAUGUUAUAAAGAACCAUUCCCAGGAUGGACUGAUACUCUAAACGGACCUACUGGAUUUUAUACUGCUGGAGCAAAAGGACUUCUACGAGUUACAACAAUGAGGCUAGAUAACAAAACUAACUUCAUACCAUGUGAUUUCUCCAUCAAUAGUAUUAUAAUUUUACCGUGGGCAAAUUCUAGAGAACAAUUACUGAAAGAGAUCAGCGUGUACAACAUUACGCAAAAUUUUCACGAUGAUGUAACCUGGCGUCAAAUAUUGCACUAUAAUAUGCGCGCAUUGGAAAAGUAUCCACUUAAUGUAGCCUUAUGGUAUCCAAAUACCAAUCCAGAUACCAAAAGUAUGUUCGUAUAUACGAUUAAAUGCAUUUUUUUGCAUUACUUACCAGCCUACAUAAUCGACUUCAUUUUGCUGUUGGUUGGCCAGAAGCAGUUCAUGGUUCGUGCUCACGAUAAACUCAGAGGAGCUGAAACCAUGUUACGACAUUUCACCGAGAACCAAUGGCAUUUCGAGCACGAUAAAAUACUCCGAUUGGAAGAACUUUUGAAUCCAAUUGAUAAGCAACUGUUUCCUGUAAACAUGAAAGAAAUGGGAGGGUAUCAAAGUUACGCAGAUGAUACCGUGGCGGUUGUCAAAUCUCACAUAUUUCAUGAAAAUAUGGAUCAUAAAAUAAUAGCUAGAACAAUGAUGAGAAUAAUGUAUGGUGUGGAUAAAAUCGUUGUUGUUCUAAGGUAUUAUCUAGUAUGGAAAUUCCUAGCAUUCAUCUUCAACAUGAUUAUGGCUAAUUUCAACUGAAAAGUAGGCUGAUUCAACCGUAAAUAUACCUACAAUUCGAAGAACCGUCAACAUCACAAACUCAGAUUUCCAAAAAAAAAAAAAAAGAGGGGAUUUAUCUUUGAGCUGAUACAUAUUUGUAGCGAAUUAUAA
Molecule: messenger RNA, 2428 nt
Organism: Planococcus citri (citrus mealybug)
Lineage: Eukaryota; Metazoa; Arthropoda; Insecta; Hemiptera; Pseudococcidae
Product: putative fatty acyl-CoA reductase CG5065
Exons: 8
Coding region: 794-2296 (500 amino acids)
Biological process (GO): long-chain fatty-acyl-CoA metabolic process
Cellular component (GO): peroxisome
Molecular function (GO): alcohol-forming very long-chain fatty acyl-CoA reductase (NADP+) activity
Source: RefSeq, a predicted model, not a curated record